Gongylonema pulchrum is the source of this 912-nucleotide messenger RNA. NCBI's taxonomy places the organism in Eukaryota, Metazoa, Nematoda, Chromadorea, Rhabditida, Gongylonematidae. The record is from the annotation of a GenBank genome assembly.
AUGGAUGAUUUGAAAAUGAAUGAUGCACUGAGAUUUGUUCAGUCAUUUGCAUUAACUUCAUACAGCUGCACGAAACUUCUGGCAAUUCUUGAUGCUGAUGAAACACCUCUGGAAGGCGAAUUUCUUCAGGAAGCCAAAAAGGCGGCAGUGUUUGUUAAGGGUUACAGAUUACGAGGCGCAAAAGGUGGUGAAAAGUUCCUCAAUCGCAUAAAUGAAGCAGUUAGUUUGCAAGAAUGCGUAAAGAAAGAAAUGGAUGAGACGAAUUUCGCGAUCACUCUGAAUCCACCGCCAGCAAUGUUUGAUUUAAAUGAGGAGAAUUCGAAGCAGUUGUCUCUAGAGCGUAUGAGUGUGGAAGAAGCGGCUCAGGAAGGAAACGAACAUGAGAAAUGGUCAUCAGUAAUUUUCGAAAUUUCGAACAGCAUCGAAUGCGCUGGAGCUGUCAUUUCACUGCUCAAAGCUAAACCCUUCUUAUUGACAAACGCCCUCGUGGCUUCCACGAUCCUUAUUCCUUUGGCGGUUUCGAAGAAAAAAGAUGUUAAUUUAUCAGACGAAUUUGAUUCUCUGGUUGGAAAUGUACUCAAUUUACCAAAUCUGUCUAUUCCAGAGUCUGUAAGACGAAUUUUAUAUAGCCGUGGUGGAGGUCUGUACUUAUGUACUUACGCAUGUUUCGGUUUUCAGCAGCAUACUUCAGUGUUUCAAAACCAGCAACUGAGAUAUAACUUUUUAUGCAGCAUUUGCUAUUACUCGGGCUUCUUCCCGUGUUCCUUCAUUUUUUGUUGGGAACAAAUGCGGAGGUUUUUUUUUUACUUUUGGGCACAGGAAAUGCAGAAAAUGAAUUUUCAGAGUGUGCAAUCGAAAUGGAAAGUCCGCGCUCCCCAGAUUAUGACACAUACGACCCAGAAAGCAUUUUGA